AAUCGAGUAUAUGUAUAGACGACGAUCGCGAGUCGCACAGUGUUUAUGUGUAUAUACGCGUAUGCAUUAGAGGCCUAUUAUACUGCAUUGUUAUAUACGCCGCCAACAGCAGCAGCCAACGCACCGCACCGCCACCGUCAGCUAUACACAUCAGUCGUCGCUGCACAGCUGCUGCUGCUGCCUCGUGAAUCGUGGACUUGGUGCUAGCAACUUGUGCUGACGACAUAUACACGAUACAUACUUACACCCGUAUACAUAAUUACUCAAACAUAGAGAGAGACAGAGUCGAAGAAGAAAGUUUGCUGCCUGCUGUCAAGUGCACUGCACAAGGCACACGGGGCGAGCAUUAUUAUACGAGCGAGCCUCUGCCGCGCGCGACUCUCGGACUCUUAUUGUCGUCGUAGACUCGUAGUAUUGUAACUGCGAGUGUGUAUCGUGUGUGUGUGUGUAUGCGCGUGUGUUUGUGUGCUGCGGACUCUAUCGAAUCGCAAUAGUGCGCGUUCGUUGCAGCAGACAUUGAUACACAAAGUUGUGCGCUGAGAUUGGCAGUGUUUGUGCGUGCGUUGGUGCGAGCGAGUGUGUUGUUGCCGUUUUACAACGCGCAAAACGUGAAACACCAGCAGUAGCAGCGGCCUAUUACUCGGGCAGAGUCUCGUCUCUUCGUGGGCCACAUUCUAAACGUUAUAACUCCUCGGCAGAGAGACAGCAUCGUCACCUCAUAUAUAUCAACGUCGUUGUCACCAGCGAUACACCAGCUCCAGCGGUGCACUGCUGCUGCUGCUGCUGCUCCGUUAUCCUCGGGCUGUUCAUUUAGACACGUCUGUAGUAUAUAGCUCGCGCAGCAGGCACUGUUGUCGUCGUCGUCGUCGUCGUUGGUCGGAUUCGUGCGGGCGCCAGCCGUGGAAUAUCUCCAUAAUUGACAACGCACGACGUCGAGUGCGGCCCGAGCGCCGAGCUAACUCACGGUCUAUAUGAACACCAAGGGUCAGAGCGACCCUGGAGAAUCCAGGGUAGGAGCAGAGAGCCCUUGCAGCGACAUGAAGCGAACUGCUGCCAAGAAGUUGAUCGAGCGAUAUUUCUUCCAGCUGAUCGAUGGCUGCGGCAACAGAAACUGCGACAAUCAGUACUGUGCUUCUAGUGGCAAGUUGACAAAUCUCACGGCUAACGAAGCGGCCGCACAGGCCAUCAACCUUUUCUCACAAGAUGCGAGGUUGUGCGACGGUGCUCAACCCAGCAAAGUACCCAGAACAGCUUUGGAUUUGGACUUGGAGCCUGGGCCAGCAUCCGUAGCCAAAAGCUUACCCAACAAAAAUGUCAAUCCAACAUGCUCUGUCAAAGGAAAAUCAGUGCCAUAUCUCACAGAAGGCAAACUUUUGGAUAUCAUUCAAAAAUGUAAAUCUGAAGGUUCUUAUUCACUCCUCAUCAGAACUCUGGGAGAGGUUUUUUCAUCAGCGCAAGCUUUAGCUCAAAGUUUCCAAAAAACGCCGAAAAAUGACUCACCACUAACAGCUCUGCUCGAUAGAGCACCAACUUCUUUGCUAUGUCCUCCAGGAGAUAUGAGCAAAGAAACAGUUCGAUCAUUACAAGGAGAGGAUAAAGAAGAAGAUAGUAGCGACCCAUCACCAUCAACACCUCUAUUUGAUGACACAAGUGUAGAUUUACCAGCAGUACGCAGAAGUUUUGCUGCACUUUGGUCUCUGCCAGGAGAAGCAUUUGAAUCAGCUUUAAUAAAUGCUCUAGUCACAUUGUCUGAUUAUAUAGAAUUAGAUCUGCGAGUUUUUGGUAUUAAUUCAGCAGACAGUACAGACAGCCUUCUAAAUGUAUUUCUUAUAGUGUUUGAAAUUCCGGUAUUAGGAAGUGGAGAAUAUUUGGAAAUGGCCCUACACAUGCUUUGUAAAGCUGCUAGUUGUUUGCCUAUUUCAGCACAAGCAAAGCUAGCUCGAGUCUGGGCUCGUCAUUGUAAAUCUCGACUAGCCGAUUUACUUCAAUCUUUGCAACAACUUAUUACUGUUAAGGUCAUAGGAAACACUUUUACUCGCGAUUAUUGCGUACAAGACUGUGACACUAUAACAGCACCAACAAAAGUAAUGAAAAUUUUAUACUAUGCUAGUAUUUUAGCCGGUGAACUGGAUUCACUUGACUUGACCUAUGAUGAAGAUGAUGAACCGGUUGAUAAAAGUUCGGUAAAGGUUCAAACGCCCCAGGACCCAUUAGCUGUUGAGUUGGGAAUCUCGCCAAUGGAUGCUCGUACUCCCCUGAUACCUUUAACUGAUUUUUACAAUGAGCCGUUGAGUGAUGCUGUUGAAAUGGACAAAGAUUAUGCAUAUUAUAAAAGUGAACAGCCAAAGAAGUUUAGCUUUAUGAAUUACUCCUUUAUACUUACUCCGGCAACAAAAACGUUAGGACUGUACUAUGAUAAUCGUAUUAGAAUGUACAGUGAACGUAGAAUGAGCUUUUUGCAAACUGUUGUUGGUCAACCCACAAAUCCCUACCUCAGAUUGAAGGUCCGGCGUGAUCAUCUAAUCGAGGAUGCUUUAGUAGAAUUAGAAGUUGUAGCGAUGGAUAAUCCGUACGACCUUAAAAAACAAUUAGUUGUAGAAUUUGAAGGGGAACAAGGAGUAGAUGAAGGAGGAGUUUCAAAGGAGUUUUUCCAAUUAGUUGUAGAAGAAAUUUUUAAUCCUGAUUAUGGAAUGUUUACGACUCAGGAAGAUACACAAACAAUGUGGUUUAAUCCGACAUCUUUCGAAAGUGAUGCUCAAUUUACCCUUAUUGGUGUUGUACUGGGUUUGGCUAUUUAUAAUAACGUGAUUUUGGAUGUACGCUUUCCCAUGGUUGUUUAUCGUAAAUUACUGGGAAGAAAAGGCAGUUAUGCCGAUCUAAAAGAUUGGAAUCCCACACUGUAUCGAACGUUAUUGGACAUGUUGAAUUACAAGGAGGACGAUAUCAGUGACACAUUUAUGCAGACAUUCAGAAUUGGUUACACUGAUGUCUUUGGAUCACUUCUAUUCCACGACCUAAAAGAAAAAGGAGACGAAAUAAAUGUGACCCAAGCAAAUAAGAAAGAAUUCGUCGACCUAUAUGCCGAUUUUUUGCUGAAUAAAUCGGUCGAUAGGCAGUUCAAAGCUUUCAAACGCGGUUUCCAAAUGGUCACCGACGAAAGCCCCUUGUCUCUGUUAUUCAGACCCGAAGAAAUAGAACAACUGGUUUGUGGAAGUAAAGUUUUCGACUUUACUGAAUUGGAAGCAGCCACGGAAUACGAUGGUGGUUAUACUGCUGAAAGCGACACGAUACGCAACUUUUGGACCGUGGCUCAUGCUCUAUCAGCAGAAAACCAGAGAAGACUUUUACAGUUCACAACAGGCAGUGAUCGUGUACCGGUCGGUGGAUUAUCGCGGCUGAAACUGGUCAUUGCUCGUCACGGAGAAGAUACCGACAGAUUACCUAUAGCUCAUACGUGCUUCAAUGUGUUAUUGUUACCAGACUAUUGUACAUUAGAAAAAUUGCAAGACAGACUACUAAAAGCCAUAAAUUAUUCAAAAGGAUUUGGCAUGCUGUAGACAUUUCGAAAAACGCUCUUCUUUUAUGACAUCAUUCAUCUAAAGCAGACAUUCGCUUAGUUUUAGAGUUUCAUUUACAAUAAAUGUCCUAAGAUUCAAGUUCAUGCAAGUACUUUUAUGAAUGGAGAUAAAUGGUUUUGUCAUUGAUGUUGAUACCAGUUAAAAAAAAACUGAUGAUUCCAUUUAUCUAUGUAUUUUUGUUAAUAAUUAGUAAAUAUGUUUGACAAAUUUCUUUUUGUAAUAUAUGAAAAACAUGAAAACUAAAUCGGUGAGUAAUCUUGUGGAUAUAAAGUGCAAAUUGCAGUCCAGGAACUGAACGUUUUAAGUGGCAAUCUAAGGAUAAAUAAGCUGUGUACAGAAUUUUUUUCAUAAACAAAAUCUUUUGAAAACAUUUUA
Trichogramma pretiosum is the source of this 3953-nucleotide messenger RNA. It is a transcript of the gene Ube3a, whose product is annotated as ubiquitin-protein ligase E3A. Gene Ontology annotation, molecular function: ubiquitin protein ligase activity. Gene Ontology annotation, biological process: protein polyubiquitination. The coding region runs from base 972 to 3557 and encodes 861 amino acids. NCBI's taxonomy places the organism in Eukaryota, Metazoa, Arthropoda, Insecta, Hymenoptera, Trichogrammatidae. The transcript is spliced from 11 exons. The record is from RefSeq and is a predicted model, not a curated record.